UGCCUUAGCUCUAUUGUACCGGCUUCUACUUCGUUGUCUGAUUCGUAAACGACUUUUGCAUUGAAGCUUUCUCUAAAUAUCAGAUAAAAUGGAUAUUCGCCCGAAUCAAACCAUCUACAUUAACAACCUGAAUGAAAAAAUCAAGAAAGAUGACCUGAAGAAAUCACUGUAUGCCAUAUUCUCCCAAUUUGGACAAAUCCUAGACAUUGUAGCUAUGAAGACACUGAAGAUGCGAGGACAAGCGUUUGUUAUAUUUAAGGAUAUUAGCAGUGCCACCAAUGCUAUAAGAUCAAUGCAGGGAUUCCCUUUCUAUGACAAACCAAUGAGAAUUCAAUAUUCUAAGAAAGACUCGGACAUCAUUGCUAAAAUAAAAGGCACUUUUGUGGAGCGCCCAAAAAGAAAGAAGGAAGAGGAGGGAGAGGUAGCCAAAAAAUCUAAGAAAAAGAAUGCAGCACAAAAACAAGCAGCUGCCCCAGUUUUGAAUCAAGUACAACAAGUCGCGCCGAUGGCACCACAAGUACAGCCAGCAGCAGCAGCACCAGCAGCCGCUGCAGCCCCAGCUCCUACAGCUAUUCCUGAACAACCACCCAACCAGAUCUUGUUCUUAACAAACCUGCCUGAGGAAACCAAUGAAAUGAUGUUGUCCAUGUUGUUUAAUCAAUUUCCUGGAUUCAAGGAAGUGCGAUUGGUGCCUGGUCGACAUGACAUUGCUUUCGUUGAAUUUGAAAAUGAGGUUCAAUCUGCUGCUGCUAAGGAUGCCCUACAGGGCUUCAAGAUCACGCCUAGCAAUGCCAUGAAAAUCUCAUUCGCCAAGAAGUAGACAAUAUAACAUGGUGCUGUCUUUGGUGUGUUUUUCAUGUGUGCAUGAAUGUGUUAGAUGCGAGGGGUGUGUCCAGGAAAUCAUGAUCAUUGCUCUGUGCAAAUAUUAUUCCAAAUUGAUUUUCUUCAUAGAAAUGUUGAGAUUAAAUAUUGAAUUGACCAGACUUAUUAAUGACAUACAAAAGGUAAUGACAUUACUACAUACAAAAGUAAUGACAUUGCUACAUACAAAAAGUAAUGACAUUGCUACAUACAAAAAGUAAUGACAUUACUACAUUCAAAUGGUCAUAUAAAGAUGCAGAUGAAGUCUUUAUACAAGAAAUCUUUCCCAUAUCAUGAUCAUAAUGCAAUUUCUUAUCAUUCUUUUUAUACAUCAUUCAAAAUUGUCAAUAUAUUAAGUUAGUCGAUCCAGCAUUGCACUUCAGCUGGUUGUAUCCAUUUAUUUUUUUUGUAUCUUAUUUGUUUUGUGCAGUGAAACCUGUUUAUUUUGAUAUGUAUUUUGAUGACCAGUAACAAUUUCAUCCAAAAACGGAAUGGGUGUUAACAGCAUGUGUUAUGAUUAAUACACCGUAUUCUUUUGUAUCCUGCUCUAAGGAAGUUUCACUGUGGUCUCUGUGCUACGAUUAAACAGGUAUCGCUGUCACUAUACAGCAUUGCACACAGGCUGUUUUCUUGUUGACUACUGGCAUUGCACCAGGCCAGUUCUGUUGUUGUAUUUGGUGGUUGUGUUGUACUGGAUAUUACCAGAUGUCCCUGGCCUUGCACUUCUGUUAGGGCUGUCUGGUAAUGAACAGAUGACACUGGAAUCACAAAUGUACUAAUAAAUGUAAAACAAA
Ylistrum balloti is the source of this 1655-nucleotide messenger RNA. RefSeq names its product U1 small nuclear ribonucleoprotein A-like. The coding region runs from base 89 to 820 and encodes 243 amino acids. Gene Ontology annotation, biological process: mRNA splicing, via spliceosome. Gene Ontology annotation, molecular function: U1 snRNA binding. Gene Ontology annotation, cellular component: U1 snRNP. Lineage: Eukaryota; Metazoa; Mollusca; Bivalvia; Pectinida; Pectinidae. The transcript is spliced from 7 exons. The record is from RefSeq and is a predicted model, not a curated record.